AUAGUUUAAUUUGUACGUGCUUUUUAUGAUUAAGUCUUUGUCUUCUUGUAGGAAAAUCAAUUCUUUGCUAGAGAGCUUUGAGGAUUUCGAAGUGGUACAUCUGUACCGAGAACGAAACAGUGCAGCAGAUUAGUUGGCAGUUGUGGGCCGUAAGUACAGAGACUUGAGCAUGGUGAGCAAUGUAGAGAUGGAAGAGUAUAAUAAUCUCGUGGCGAGCCACAUGACCCAAGAGCCAUGUUUCCCGAUCGGAUUUUAAACAAGGUACGUACUCCCGAAUUUUAUUUGGUUGUUUCUGCUUGUUGGAAUAAAUUUUGGGUGUCAAAUAGUUUUUUUUGGUUUCAAUACAUUAAUUAUUUCAAGUAAAAUAUAUAUGUUUUUUCUGGGUGUCAACGGGUUCGCUCUUGUUCAAGUGUGCUAUAAAUCUAAUUUUAGUUAAGUGGGACAAACAUAACAUAUAAUGGAAAAAAUGAAGUUCGAAUGAAAACAACAUUGUUAACUAACAACAAUACGUAUAAAAAAGACAUUCCAAUGCAAGAGGAUGUUCUCUUUAGAUUCUGACAUUCAAUAAAUGAAAAUUAAAUUUAUAGCACUUGAACAACAGCAAACCCGAUAAAUAUUUUGACACCCAAAAAAACAUAUUUUACUUGAAAUAUGAGAUAAUUAAGGUAUUGAAACAAAAAAAAGUAUUUGACACCCAAAACCCAUUCCAACAAGCAGAAACAACUCAAAUAAAAUUCGGAAGUACCUUGUUUAAAAUUGGAUCGGGAAACAUGGCUCUUAGGCCAUGAGGCUCGCUACGAGAUUACUAUACUCUUCCCUAUCUACAUUGCUCACCAUGCUCAAGUCUCUGUACUUAUGGCCCGCCACCGCUAACUAAUCUGCUGCACUGUUUCGUUCUCGGUACAGAUGCACCACUUCGAAAUCCUCAAAACUCUCCAACAAAGAAUUGAUUUUCAAACAAGAAGACAAAAACUUAAUCAUAAAAAGCACGUACAAAUUAAACUAUUCUGCAAAAUAAUACUAUUCUUUAAUUUUGAAACCUAAUUUACAAGACGGUCUCCAAGUGCUUCUCGAGAACUUGGCGGCUCCCGUUGAUGUAGUUCACGAUUGCAUCACAGUUGCUCAAACAUCAAACUUUUCUCGCUCCAUCUGCCCUAGCUUUCUGGGGGGUCUCAAUGAAGGCAUCUCCCUCCCCAAGUACAACAUCAGAGGGGGAAGUGGAGGAGCGUUGGCAAAUGUACUCCGGAAUGCAGCUAUUGGUGGCGGGCGAAUAAAAAAUUACUUCCCCGAUCCCUCAUCCAGUCCUUGAGCAGUAAGCAUAAUCCACGUGGAUGACUUUCCAGCCAUCCUCAAUUCUCCGUGGGAUGCUUACCAUUACCUUUGUAGGUCCCCUUGUCUUGGGAGUGGACUGGGGAUUCCCUGGGAGAGAUCCCCCGUCAUCCUCCAUCGCCAUCAGCUUUUGUUCCAAGGCAUCAAAUAGAAAUGUUCUGUACUUCACCGGGCAGCGAAAGUACCAUUGGACAAACGAGUCCUUAGGCAACACAUAUGUGGGAGGCAACACAUAUGUGGGUGGCUGGGGGUACUUUGAAUACCUCUCAAUUAGGAGAGGUUUGAUCUCCGUUUUGAAGUAAUCUUCAAAAUCCCCAGCACCCUAAAUUGUUCUAUAUUUAUUGAAUUGCAAUUGAUAAUAAUAAAAUAGUAGUAUUUUUUUAUUUAACAGGAUUAUGAAUUAUACCUUUGGAAAUUUGCUGCUUGCGGCUGAAGAUGAAGCUCCGAUGGUACUGAAACCUUUCAAUGUUUUGAAUAGCUUAGACAUACUCAAUGUAAAAAAAAUACUCCGUAUAAAAUAAAUUUAAAGAUGAUCCUCUUGCUGCCUUCCUCUUCUCUGGGCUAUGUGGCUAGGUAUGCUAUCACGGGGUGAAUUGUGUAGAGCAAAUUACCAAUAUAUGUAAAAAUAAAAAAGAACAACAGGGAGUGACCCUACUCUGUUGGUAUUCAAUUAUUGCAAAUCCUCCCCAUCCACUCAUUUACCAUCUUAUCUUGGCCAAAAAAAAUUGAAAAUGCAGGAAAAGUGACCGGAGUAGGUGACUCCGUU
This is a messenger RNA of Cuscuta campestris, 2095 nucleotides long. Lineage: Eukaryota; Viridiplantae; Streptophyta; Magnoliopsida; Solanales; Convolvulaceae. The record is from the annotation of a GenBank genome assembly.